GAUUGAAUUCCGUAAUUUCAUUCCAAGAUACGUGUCAUAAAAGAGUACCGAAAUAUAAUGGCUUCUCCCCUCUUAGCAUAGCAUAUUUUUCUAUUAAAAGGAUAUUAUAGACAUAUCAUAUUACCUCGUGAUAUUGAACCCCUCCAACAAUUCCUAUAUAAAGCUUACCUCGCAAUAUUCAGACGCCUAGUUUCGCAAUCCAAUCGCUUGUUCGACGAUUUCGAUUGAUUGUUGUUAUUUAAGCAAUCAAUCCCAAAACCUCAAAGCUCUCUCGGCUAUCGAUUCGUUCUCUCAGGUUCGCUUGCCUCUCUGCACUUUUAGGGUUUUGUUCCGUUUCUACAAUUGAUGGGUACCCAAGAUCCGAUCGCCAUUAUCAACAGGAUGGAGGCGUUUGAUCCUGGCUUCGGCUCAGGCUCCUUGUCGAUUUUAGGCUUACUUUUAUUUUGCAUUAGAUAUUCCGAUCUCUCGUCGGCGAAGGUGAAAUCGAGGGUUUUGAGUCAAGAUGUCAAUUUAGCGUUAGGGUUUGAAGAUCAGAUCUCAUUGCUUUUGUAAAUUGUUGGUUAUAGCAUGGCCUUUAAUGGGGUAAAGAGGCCGGCGAAUAGGUCAGAGGUGUCAGUCUAUUCUCAACCAGGCCGAGGUGGAGGAGGGUUUCAACAAACCAAAGUUUGCAGGUAUUUCAAGCGAGGAGAUUGCACCAGGAUAAAUUGCACCUUCUUGCACAUUGUAGCACCAACGCCUCUCACAAACCCUCGUCGAGCUUUGGCUACCACCAAGGCCACAAGGGAUCAUGCACAGAGUUUCAAAUGGAAAAACAAUGAGAGCAUUCUUACGCAGAAGAGUAAGAUGGCUGCUUCGAAGAGAAUUCCUAGCCAGCAAAGCAUCGCUACCACCAAUAGCAUUGUUACUCCGGGGAGCAUGAGCCAGCAAAGCCCGGCUAAUGAGCAAAGCGUGGCUACUCAGAAAAGCAUUGCCAUCCAGAAAGCCAAUGCUACUCAGCAAAGCAUCCCUACCCAGAAAAGCAUUGGUACCCAGCAAAACAAUGCCAUUGUGAAGCCCUUGGAGAACGUCUGCAAUUUCUUGGCAACUGGAAAAUGUAUGAAAGGUGAUAGAUGCCCAUGCUUGCAUUCUUGGUUCCAUGGAGAUGGCUUCUCCUUGUUGGCACAACUCCAAGACCACAAGAAGGUGGUCACUGGUAUUGUGCUUCCCGAAGGAUCUAGCAAGCUCUAUUCAACCAGUAAAGAUGGAACAGUUAGAGUUUGGGACUGCCAUACUGGUCAUUGUGGCAGUGUACUUAAUCUUGGUGGUGAAGCAGGUUGUUUAUUUAGCAAGGGUCCAUGGGUUUUCGCAGGUGCUCCAAAUGUUGUUGAGGCAUGGAACAUUCAGACAAAUGCUGAGUUUAGCCUAAGUGCACCUGCUGGGCAAGUGCAUGCCAUGGAGGUUGGUAACGAAAUGCUCUUUGCUGGGACACAGGAAGGCAUUAUAGUGGUGUGGACAGAUGGUCCUGAGGAUAAUCCAUUUCAGCUUGCUGCACCACUGGAAGGCCACACUGGUGCUGUGUUAUGCUUAAAAGUUGAAGCCGACAGGCUUUACUCGGGUUCUGUGGACCAUACUAUAAGGGUGUGGGCACUUAAUACUCUUCAGUGUAUUAUGACACUAGAUACGCAUUCUGAUGCUGUGACGUCUCUUAUUUGCUGGGGUCAGUUUCUGAUCUCAUGCUCGCUGGACUGCACAAUAAAAGUCUGGGCUGAGAAAGGCGGCAACUUGGAAGCUACGUACACCCACACUCAAGAACAUGGUCUUCUUGGUCUUUCUGGAAUGACAGAUGCAGAAGCUAAGCCAGUCCUGUUAUGCUCGUGUAAAGACAAUUCUGUUUGGCUCUAUGAACUGCCAUCAUUUGCUGAAAGGGGCAGAUUAUUUGCAAAAGAAGAAGUUGGGGCAAUUCAGGUAGGACCUGGUGGACUAUUCUUCAGUGGGGAUGGAACUGGUCGCCUUUCUGUUGGAAGUGGGUGGAACCUGGUCUCAAAGUAGGGUCUUCAUGAGUAGCAGACAACCAACAUUUGAGUGCUAUUGGGUUUGCAAGAGCCAAGAGCCAUUUAGGCACAAUUGCGCCUAAUUUUGUAAAUAUUAAUAGCUGUUUAUUGCAGUCGCUCUUAUUAUCAAUUGUUCAUAUGAGUGAUAUGACAGAAUAGAUCCCAUUAAAUUCCAAAGUUCCUGUUA
Messenger RNA from Fragaria vesca subsp. vesca, 2217 nucleotides. Its product is annotated as zinc finger CCCH domain-containing protein 48-like. Bases 568 to 2028 code for a protein of 486 amino acids. Lineage: Eukaryota; Viridiplantae; Streptophyta; Magnoliopsida; Rosales; Rosaceae. Gene Ontology annotation, molecular function: protein binding; metal ion binding. The record is from RefSeq and is a predicted model, not a curated record. The transcript is spliced from 7 exons.